CGGAAACAGACAGCGACAAGGGGUCGAUUUACUUCCAUGCAUAGCAAGACACAUUUGUUUUUUGCUAAUUUCAUCCCGAAUAAUAACGAUUUAUUAAACAGAUAUUAUUCGUUUUGAUGCUUCUAUAAGCUGCUUUCUAUCUCUGAAGUCCAGCAGUGAAGCCGGUUGCCAUGGCGUCUCCAGGAGGACAAGGAGGAGGAGCUCUGUCGACGAGAGGAGGCAGCGGGGCCAGGAGGAUGAAGUGGGCUCUGGAGCUGAGCUUGGGCAACACCAGGAGUCGUGGUGACCGACAGGGCGGACAGGGAGACGUCGUUUACCCCAUCGGCUUCUCUGAGAAACCCGUCCCCGACACCAGCAUCCAGGAGACGGACAAGAACCUGGUGGAGAAGCGCUGUUGGGACGUGGCUCUCGGGCCCCUGAAACAGAUCCCCAUGAACCUGUUCAUCAUGUACAUGUCUGGAAACACCAUCUCCAUCUUCCCCAUCAUGAUGGUUUGCAUGAUGGCCUGGAGGCCCAUUCAGGCGCUCAUGUCCAUGUCUGCCACCUUCAAGCUGUUGGAGAGCUCCAGUCAGCAGUGGCUCCAGGGCCUCGUCUACCUGGUCGGUAACCUCCUGGGCUCGGCGUUGGCCAUCUACAAGUGUCAGUCCAUGGGGCUGCUCCCAACACACUCCUCUGAUUGGCUGGCUUUCAUAGGACCGCCUCAGAGGAUGGAGAUCAUGGGCGGAGGGAUGGUGUUGUGAGGAUGAAGCAGCGUGCACAGACCAGAUUCAGAUAUUUACAGAGUUUUAUUUACUGUACAUUCUCCACGACAGAUUCAUUCUCCGCAGCGGCAGUUACACACACACACACACACACAUUUUGUUUGCUUUUUUUUUACAGAAACGUUAAAGAUUACUUCAUCCUGCUGCUCUGCUUCAUGUUUCUGAUCUUUGUUGCUCCCCAUUCAUAUUUGAAUAAAGGUUUAAAGUCCA
Anoplopoma fimbria (sablefish) is the source of this 971-nucleotide messenger RNA. It is a transcript of the gene emc4, whose product is annotated as ER membrane protein complex subunit 4. Gene Ontology annotation, cellular component: EMC complex. Lineage: Eukaryota; Metazoa; Chordata; Actinopteri; Perciformes; Anoplopomatidae. The transcript is spliced from 6 exons. Bases 171 to 740 code for a protein of 189 amino acids. The record is from RefSeq and is a predicted model, not a curated record. Gene Ontology annotation, biological process: protein folding in endoplasmic reticulum.